AGAACACAACAUAUUUCCACAUUUCCGUCAAGCUGGGGAAGAGGAAGCGCCACUGUUCUUACUGUUCGGUCAAAGAUAGAGCAAAAUUGGGUCACAAAAAUGUUAAAAUAUGAGACAGAAGUGUCUGGAAUGUCGUUACAGCCUGAUAAAUGAGGCCAGGAUGAUUUUCAUGGUGCUGCUCGCUCAAACUGUCCUCUCAGGUAAGCACUGUUACCUGUUAGCUUCCAGUUAGCACUCCAAGCUAACGCAGCGCUCCGUUCCAGCUGUAAACCACAGCUGUUAGACUAAAGUUUUUAACUCUUUUGUUCUCCUCCUUAUCCCCACAAAGUUGUAAAAAUCAGGAUAUGAAACUCAUAAUUUGUAUCACUGGUGGCCUGGUUUGCUCUUAUAUGUCAUAAAGAGGCAUCAGUAUGAAUUCAGGUGUAGAAAAACCUGAAGGAACUUUAAAGGGAUAUUCCGGCGUAAAAUUGAUUUAGGGUCAAACACACCGUAACACCGAGUUAAACAACCGCUAGAUAGAUGAAUGUUGCCGACUACUUGCUUCUCGAGUUAUACCAACUUUUAUAACAACCGCAGGAUAGAAAUACACAGCAGUCUGAGGAGCCAUGAACACCACUGUAUGGCCACAAAUAAUGCUCAGAACAGCACCUAACUUCAUCAACAGUACAUAUAGGGUCCCAGCCAUAGUACUAGCCACCAAACAUCUUCUUAACUUUGCUUAAUUUCUUAAUCAGAGAGACUAAACACAACUCACCUACUCUCUUUCAGCAGCCGCUUGUUUGUAGCGAAACCUCGGGCCAGUCAAUUAUGGACUGCUGCGGGGUGACGCAGCUCAAAGAAGAACAUUAAUGAUCAUUACUUUAUCAUUUUCUUGAAGUAAUAAUCACCUUAUUAAUCAUUUUGCUCUGCAGACGCAGUAGUUCUUCUGCCUUAGCGACUCGGUCUGAUUGUAUUUCCAUGAAGAGAUUAUCAUAAAUGUUCACUACAACCGAGCGACUGCUGGAAGAGAGUAGGUAAAUUGUGUUUAGUCUCUUUGCUAAAGAAAUUAAGCAAAGUUAAAAAGAUAUUUUGUGGCUAGUGCUGUGGCUGGGACCCUAUAUGUCCUGUUGAUGAAGUUAGGUGCUGUUCUGAGCAUUAUUUGUGGCUAUAGAGUGGCGCUUUGGUUGAGGGCGUGGGUCUCUGUAUUGUUAUCGUGCAGUUGUUACCAAAGUUGGUAUAACUAGAAAAGCAAGCGGUCGGCAACAUUCGUCUCUCGAGGGGGUGCCCAACUUGGUGUUAUGAUGUAUUUGACCCUAAAUGAAUCUUACGCCGGAUAAUCCUUUAAACUGGGGCUGCAGGUGACUGCUCUAGGGUUAAUCAUAAUUUUACAAAUUUACCUCUUGGACAUCAAAAUAUAACAUAUAACAACAAAGCUGCAUUGAAUCAGUGCAAUCUUAAUCCAAGGAUACUAACAAAGAAACCGCUGAAUUUGAGUGACUUUUUCAUCAAAUGAAUUUAGAUUGAGAAGAUUUGUUUUAGUAAGAUAACACCAUAUGAUCCGACUUAAGGUUUCUGUCCCGCUAUCAGUAAAAAAUAAGUAAAGGUGGUUUAAUCCUCGCAAAUUAAAGUUAUAACCAGAUUUAUUCUGUCAUCGGAGAUGUGAAAAAACAUGUUUCCAUUUAGUGAAGAUUAUAUCAGGUGAAAUCAGCCUGGUUGAUUAUGUCAAAAUGGAAGCUUUUAACUGUGAGUAGAGUGUCAGUGAAUCCCUGUCUCCCUUGCUCCCUCUCACGAUCACACUCAGAAAUAUAUUAAUCAUCUUCAUCCUCCUCCUCCUCCUGCUCAGCUCUAGGUGAGGAGCCUCCGGCCCCCCCUCAGGAUGUCCACCUUCAGAACUGGCUGCUGACGUGGACCCCUCCCCCUGAAGAGACAGCAGAGCUUACUUACACUGUGCAGAGCAGGUGCGCGUCCAAGGACAGGUCAUGUGACAAACUACAGGGUGUUUCAUGGGAGGGCAGGGCAGGGCAAGUUUAUCAACCGUGAGUCUCCAGUGAUCUCCUAUGAUCGGAUUCUUCUUCCCCACCUCACUUUCAAAUAAACACGAAGCCGUUUGAUGAUUUGAAGCCAGAUUUACCUGGUGUUAUAGUUCUGUGGUUUAACUCUGCUGCAUUAAUAACCUCUGACAGGAGGUUCAUUUUGCUGUCAGAUCUGUUUUUCUUCCUGCAGACUGUGAUGUCUUUCAUCUUUUCUGUUUAACGCCUACUAAUCAGUUACCUCUACCUGUCCUCAGUUUCCAUGACGAUGCCUGGAAGGGCAUCGACACCUGGAAGGACAUCCCCACCUGUGCCCACAGAUCCUUCACUUCCUGUAAUGUCACUCUGACAGCAGCUGAGAGCAGGCACGGCUGUGCGAUGCUGCGAGUGGUAGCUGAGAGACGAGGACUGACAUCCAAACCUGCGCUGGCCUGCAGCUUACGGGGUGAGAGAGAAACACAUUAGCACACGGGGUGAUUCGGGGUGGGCGUGUUCUUAAACAGUGACGUAUAUAACAUUGAUCUAUUGCCAUCACUUGUCCCAGGGGUUCUCAAGGUACAUCUCAGGGCUCAGCGGUGUCCUUCUGGCUAAUGAUGCACCAAUCCCAGUUCAGUUCCAUGUUGAUGCCUCACAAACUGUAACAUAAAUAAUGAAACAACAUUACUCAAGAUAGUGCCAUCAACUUUGUUUUCACUCUGUUUAGCAACAUACUACUCAUUGUUUAUGAUUUACCAUUUUCUUAUUUCACUCAGAACUCAGAAUUUAUAGUAAAUGUGAACAACUUGGUGCUUAAAUUUUAAUCAAAAAUGGAGUGAGAGCUCUCUACAUAGCAUAACACACUUCUUGUCUUUUUUUUAAUCUGCCUAUAUUGUGCAGUACUUUAUUAAGGGUGUACAGGUACCAGGUGUCUUGAUACUCUAUUUUGCACAUCAUUUUGGAGGUUUAAUAAUCAGUGAACAAAUUAAAAUCAGUUUCACCCUCUUAAGUGGACAAAAAAAACGUUGAUCACCAAUGUUCUUCUUAUGACUCAAGAAUGUAUUUAUCUUUUAAUAGAAAAACAACUUUGUGUUCUAUAUGGAUAUAUUUCCAAUAUCUGUGUUGUGCUCCUUGGCUAAAUUGCUUUAGUAUGCCCUAAGCCUGAUACAAAAUUUGGCACUUGUAUCAGCGAGUGAACAAUCUUUUCGCUGAGCCACUGGACUACAGGUGUGACCCGGGGUUUCUCUUUCUCUUCCUGCAGCUGACUCCUGCACACCUGAGGUGAGCCUGUCGGCCCGGCCCGGCUCUCUCACCGUCCACUUGAGUCGUGACCACCGCCUGGUCGAGAGCCACGCCGACCAUGCAGGGCAUCGAGUUUAUGUUGGCAUAGAGGGAGAGGAGGUGGAGGUGAGACACCUGAUUACUGAGCUGAUGUCGCUUGCUGUUUCCUUGCAGAGGAGUCACGUUGUUGACCCCUCUCUGCAUGGCUCAGAUUCUGCUGAUAUCUGUAUAUUAUUGAGUCAAAGUCAUGAACAGCAGAUCCUGAACAUCUGUGAACUCGAUGAACAAAGGUUUCAGACAUUUUAAAUGAACUCGCUGGACAGUCAUGUUUCUAACUGGUGAAAUAAAAACUAAUCGAUAACUCUGAGAACCAGAGAACACCCAUCAAGGUCAGUUUGAUUAGACCAGAUUACUUUGCCUCUAACACCUCUUCCUUUACCUGCUGCUCUCCAUCAGGAGCUUGACUCCACAUCUUCACUCACCCUCCGUCAGCUGCAGGAGGGGCAGCGCUACUGUGCUCAGGUGGGCUUCAUCCUCUACAACAAGAGUUUGGGCCCGCCCACCUGCCCCAAGUGUGAGCUUAUUCCCAACAAAGGUGAGACAGGAAACAGGUGGGAACAGGUACCCUAAAAAACUGAAAGGUGAGCCAGUAUUACAAACACGUACAGAGGUUAGACAGGUAACUGAAUUUCUACCACAGGUGAGCCAGGUAAACUACAGUAACUUAGCAGUAAGACUCUUCCCCUGUUGAUGUGUAUUCUGUCAAACAGAUCAUAUCCCUGGGUCCUGGGUAUAGGCUUCGGUAUGUUUAUAAUAAUAUAUCGACUACUACUCAAAAUAAUAACUUAAUUUAUAUAGCACUUUUAAAAACAAGAGCUUACAAAGUGCUUUAACAUGCAGGAAGGCAAAGAAGAUAAAAACAACAUAACAAGAGAACACUUAGGGGAAAUGACACAUUACUGGCAGUAAAGAAAUAAAAUAAAUUAAAUAUCAAAUAAAAUAUGACUUAGUUAUGACUUAUUUUUUCUAUUAACAGGACAUAUAAUUGUGUUUGUGUGUUUCCAGAUGCUGAGAUGAAUCCUGGAGUGAUAGUGGGUGCGGUUCUUGUUUUGUUUGUUCUGAUAAUGGUCACAAUGUACGUCCUCAUCUACCACAGUGGAAAGAUCAAACGCUGGCUCCGCCUCCCGUACACCAUCCCAGAUGAUGUGAGGACACACACACUAACACACACACACACACACACACACACACACAGUGCAUCUUUUUGUGUUCAAUACUCCUUUUUUUCACACAAUGCUUUUAUUUUGAAGUUGCGUCCAGGACAGUAUUUUUGGUAAAUGAAGUCAUCUGCACGGCUCUGUAUUUGAGCUUUAGGUGAACUUAAGGUGUUCAAAGGCGGGAUGAGUCGUGUUACCUGCAGUUCAUCUCUGACUGAAAUCACCUCACCUGUUUGUCUUUCUCGUCCAGUUCCGCAUGCUGCAACCCCUCCCCAUCCCCACCUGCAGCCCCACAGAGGAACACUUUGAGGAAAUUACCUGUGUCACACCUGUGGAGGGAGAGGUCACAUCCUAGGAGGAGGUCAAGUCGUUUGGACAAAAAAACUAAAUGUGAUGGCGCUUCAGUGUGAACAACAAUCUCUGAACGGGUGAUCUGUUACCUGGACUCUCUGUUAUCACCUUUGCCCCCAGUGAACAGGUGAUGUUUGAACCUGUUCGUUCAUUUUGGUGCUGUAGCAGCACAUGACAGGUGGGUCCUUGUUCACACCUCUAUGUUUUAAGCAUUAGGCUCACACAAAGGCCUUUUCCUUUUUUGUUUUUAAACUUCAUUUCUUACUAUGAAUGAUUUUAGGUCUGCUACGAAGUAUCACGUUUUUUGUUAUGAUGCAGAAUUUCCACAAACUUCAGGAAACUGGAGAUAUCCCUAAUAAUCAGGAGCUGUGUGCAGAGGUGAUGUUAAAUACACAGACUACACCACAACUUUUUACACUAACCUGAGCAAAGAAUAAGGACAAACACGAGAACAUAUAAAAGCAGAAAUGGAUUUAAAGGAGAUGACCAACACACAUUUAUCUUUAGUUCAUGGAUCUUUCUGUCUCCUUCCUGAUGCUGGUGAGUCAUAAUGAUCAAAUUUAAGGGCCAAGAUCCUUCUACAUUUCUUAAACUAGACUGCAUUAACCAGGAUAUCCAUUUUUCAUUUCAUAAGUAACAAACUGAUGUAGAAAUCAGUCACUGAAUUCACAUUUUGCUGUUCUAAAUGAAUCGAUAUCGUUCUUCUCUCGUACCCCCAGCCAUGUUCGGUGACGUGUAUUUUAUGAUUGUUAAAAUGUGUCCUAACACCCCUAAAAUCUACAUCAAUCAGUUUUAUACUAUAGUAAUCAUAGAAACAGAAACUCACAUGACUUUAGAAUGUAACCUUGGGUCUUUAUUAUCUCAGCUGUCUUUAUCGAUUAUUUCAUUGCUUGGAUUUUUUUCUCUUUUGGCCUUUGAGGGAAUUCAUAACUUAACUCCUACUGUUUCAACUUGAAUGUUUUUUUAAUUAGAUUUUGAUGCACUAGAUUUUUAAGUUACUGAGAUGCCCAGUGUUUUUAGAGUUUUUAUGUUUUUGGUUACCUUUGGGAAGCACUUGGAACAUUCUCUGUUUAAAAUGCUUGUCUGCUUUGUGACCGAUCACUGAAUGACUGAUUGUGCCUGUAUUUGUCAGCUGUAAACAGACUUUUUGACUGCCUGAAAGUGAAUAAAAAAAUAACUAUUUUUCUGAAA
Xyrichtys novacula (pearly razorfish) is the source of this 6025-nucleotide messenger RNA. Lineage: Eukaryota; Metazoa; Chordata; Actinopteri; Labriformes; Labridae. The record is from the annotation of a GenBank genome assembly.